UCGCCCGCUGACAGCGAGGCUUAGGGCGGAGGAAGCGGGUCGGUUGGUGGGUCGGGAACGAGGCUCCGGCGGCCAGGCCCCGCGCAGAGCCGUUGCCAUGGCAGCCGCCGCCGGGGGCGCGGACGACGAGCCGCGCUCCGGCCGCUCGAGCUCGGAUGGGGAGUGCGCCGUGGCCCCGGAGCCGCUGACGGGCCCCGAGGGCCUCUUCUCCUUCGCGGACUUCGGGUCUGCUUUGGGCGGCGGCGCGGGCCUCCCCGGCCGGGCGUCUGGCGGGGCCCAGUCCCCGCUGCGCUACCUGCACGUCCUGUGGCAGCAGGACGCGGAGCCCCGCGAUGAGCUGCGGUGUAAGAUCCCCGCCGGCCGGCUGAGACGCGCCGCCAGGCCCCACCGCCGGCUCGGGCCCACUGGCAAGGAGGUGCACGCUCUGAAGAGGCUGAGGGACUCGGCCAAUGCCAACGACGUGGAAACAGUGCAGCAGCUGCUGGAAGAUGGCACGGAUCCCUGUGCAGCUGAUGACAAGGGCCGCACAGCUCUGCACUUUGCCUCCUGCAAUGGCAAUGACCGGAUCGUGCAGCUGCUCCUGGACCACGGGGCUGAUCCCAACCAGCGAGAUGGGCUGGGGAAUACACCGCUGCACCUGGGCACACCUGGAGGCACAGUCCCAGCGACUGCAGCCAAGCUGGCACACGGGGCCAGGCCCUGGUGUUCCGGACUCUCAGGUCCCUGUUCUUCUUCCUCAGCGGCCUGCACCAACCAUGUCCCCGUCAUCACUACACUGCUGCGAGGAGGGGCCCGUGUGGAUGCUUUGGACCGAGCUGGCCGCACGCCCCUGCACCUGGCCAAGUCAAAGCUGAACAUCCUGCAGGAGGGCCACUCCCAGUGCCUGGAGGCUGUGCGGCUGGAGGUGAAGCAGAUCAUCCAGAUGCUGAGGGAGUACCUGGAGCGCCUGGGGCGGCACGAGCAGCGGGAACGGCUGGACGACCUCUGCACCCGCCUCCAGAUGACGAGCACCAGAGAGCAGGUGGAUGAGGUGACCGACCUCCUGGCCAGCUUCACGUCCCUCAGCUUGCAGAUGCAGAACACGGAGAAGAGGUAGCAAGAGAUGCUCCAGGCUUCCUGCCCUGCCGCCGCUGCCCUCCCCCUGCCCCCGCUGCUCUCUCAUCACAAAGGAAAAGCCCGAACCUGGGACUUUGGAGCCACACGUGUCUGGUGAGGCCUCGCCCCCAGAUGCUACAGGGCAGAGACGCACUCUCACAGAGGCUCCGUGACUUCGGCGCCGCUCCCAGCCACGGUCUCUGUCAUCUCUGUGGGCGGGGACCACAGCCCCCAGCUUCCCCCUCCGCUCCCACAGCACAGCAGCCACACCUCAGCUCCGGCCGACACGCGCUGUCCUAGCGGGCCUCACUCGUCUCGCGGCCUCCCUGCCCCCCGAGGCAGGCCCCAGAGCCUUCUCUGUGUCCCUUCCGGGCCGUGGGCUUGUCACAGCCAGCGGGGUGUGGGCUGAAGGCAGGCUCCCUCGGGGGCUUCUUGGCUGGCCCUGAACCCCUCACCAGCAGUUAGAUUUCGACUUGCCACCUGACUUUCAAGGAGACAUCUCAGGGAGUGUCUCCGGUUGGAAGGGAGGGUUGGUGAAGCCCAGCCCCUAGAGAUACAAGGCUUGGAAGGACCCUGCUGAACCCAAGGCAGAAAAGGCCCACCCUUUUUCUCCCAGCCUUUGAAAUACCAGCAGGGCGGAGUGGUCCCUUCUGCAGCCUACUUGUAGUGGGCUGAAUAGAGGUCCCCGCCCCCGCCCCAGAUGGCCGCGUUCUUAUCCCCAGGGACCUGUGAACAUGACUUUAUCGGGCAAAAGGGACUUUGCAGACAUAGUUAAAUUAACGGACUUUGGGCAAGGCGACGCUCCUGGAUUACCCAGGUGGGCUUGAUGCAAUCGCAGGGACCCGAGUGACAGGAAAGCAGGUCAGAGAGGAGGGAGGAGACACAGCGGGAAGGGGUCAGAGCUGAGGAACGCAGGCGCCCACGGAAGCCAGAAAAGGCAAGGAAAUGAGAUUCUCCCCUCAGAUCUCCCUGAGGGAACCAGCCCUACUGACACUUUGACCUUAGCCCAGUGAGUCUGAUUUGAGAACUCUGACCGCCAGAACUGUAAGAGAAUAAAUGUGUGUUGUUUUAAGCCA
Lynx canadensis (Canada lynx) is the source of this 2171-nucleotide messenger RNA. It is a transcript of the gene ANKRD54, whose product is annotated as ankyrin repeat domain 54. Gene Ontology annotation, molecular function: protein kinase regulator activity; protein binding. The record is from RefSeq and is a predicted model, not a curated record. NCBI's taxonomy places the organism in Eukaryota, Metazoa, Chordata, Mammalia, Carnivora, Felidae. Gene Ontology annotation, biological process: regulation of intracellular signal transduction; regulation of protein kinase activity. Gene Ontology annotation, cellular component: cytoplasm; nucleus. Bases 98 to 1096 code for a protein of 332 amino acids. The transcript has 8 exons.